Xylona heveae TC161 is the source of this 849-nucleotide messenger RNA. RefSeq lists its product as hypothetical. Bases 1 to 849 code for a protein of 282 amino acids. Gene Ontology annotation, molecular function: protein binding. NCBI's taxonomy places the organism in Eukaryota, Fungi, Ascomycota, Xylonomycetes, Xylonales, Xylonaceae. The record is from RefSeq and is a predicted model, not a curated record. The transcript is spliced from 2 exons.
AUGGACACGGUUAAGGAUGGAGAAGUCUCUAAUCUUUCUACUUCAAAACGUUCAGAAGAGCGUUCCGAAUCAACAAAGCUCUCCAGACCUAUGGAUCUUUUUGAUAAGAUUUUCUGGAUAGUCGUCGGCAAAGAAGGGAGAAUAUUCGGCAUUCACAAGGGACUACUUUGUGAUGUCUCCUCUUUCUUCAAAGACACGUUCAAGAAUAGACUCAGCGCAAGCAGCCAAAUGUUUGAGCCGUUGAGACUCCCAGAGAUAAGCUCAGAUACCUUUGAGAUCUUCAACACCUGGUUGUACACAAGAUCUUUUGAAUGGACCAAAGUCCGUCCUGAGUAUGGAAAACCAUAUCAUUUCAACCACAUAGACUUGGAAUCAAUUGCAAACAUCUAUUUAUUUGCUGACAGCUACGGUAUUCUUGAUUUGAAAGAUCACUGCAUCAAUGUUUUCUUAGAAUGCUAUCGCUUGGGCAAUAUGGACGCUGAGCUUUUCCCGUUCGAAAAGACGCUUUUCCAAAAAUUAUGCGGAAAUCCGUCAAAAUGGUCUUUAGCGAAGAUGCUAUUGGCUGACAUAUUUGUUAAUGACAUCUAUGACGGCCUAUGGAGCUCGAGGAAUUUGAAGCGCGAUAGUCUCCCCGAAUGCUUUUAUUUUGACGUUCUUGAAGCUCAACUUCGAAGACAGGAUUUGGUAAAAAACAACGGCGACCUCGAGUGGGAGGAAAUUUUCGACCCCUGCAAUUAUCAUGAACACGCAGAAAACUCGGAGGAAUGUCGUCGGGUUUCCGAAAAGUUUCCAUUUGCUCCUUUGUCUGCGUUCACAAGCUAUUCAAGUCACGUUAACAUGGACGGUUAA